AUGCUGACUGCUAUGGCCUGGGAGAAAUCCAUACAGUCUGAGGGACAACGUAGCAUUUAUGCAAUACGUAAGCCUGUUCUGAAUUAUUUCUCUCAAGUACUUUGCAUAAGACAGGAGGUCAAGGAAAUGGGCUUGUAUUUCAAAGUCGGAGAGAUCAAUAGCAGCACAAGACUGUGGAACUGCGAUUUUGUGAGAGCUUUACCUGUCAGCCUAAUAUUUUUCCUCGAUACGUCAGCUACAGAAGCCGUUGUCUUCACGGCUGCCACGGGAAACGCCGGCGGUUGCAGAUAUUUCUGCAAGAAGUGGCGACCGGGGGACGAAACGAGGCCCAGUUACUGCUGUGACGAUGGAACGGUUAGCGACCCGCCUCCCCCUACCGAACACAGUGGAUUCUGCCCCGACAUUCGGCAACACUGCCUUCGCUUUAAAAACAAACCACCAAAUGCGUGUCCCCACGACGGUUUCUGCCCGCCCCACCAGAAGUGCUGUUGGGACACCUGCUUGGACCAUCAUACAUGCAAACUCGCUGAGCCUGUUAAUCCAAUCCCCAUUUAAAGUAAUGGCUGAGCCUCCGAGGGAUGCGCUCCGUAAUUUGUUGAGUUUCUUGUUCUGAAUUCUGUUUUUGGUUUCUGUUUGUUAAAACACGUGAGAGUUAUCAUCUAUGUACUAUCUAUAGGCAAUAAAUCAUUUUUAUU
Molecule: messenger RNA, 695 nt
Organism: Penaeus indicus
Lineage: Eukaryota; Metazoa; Arthropoda; Malacostraca; Decapoda; Penaeidae
Exons: 6
Coding region: 1-555 (184 amino acids)
Cellular component (GO): extracellular region
Molecular function (GO): peptidase inhibitor activity
Source: RefSeq, a predicted model, not a curated record